UCUAGCGCUCCCGGAACUGAAGCUGGGCGCCGGGCGGUCCGGAGGCGGGGGCCACGUCAGCGGGGCGGCCGGGGGCUCGGCGGGCCGGCCGGUUGCGCCAUGCGGCGGGGCGCGCUCCUGGCCGGCGCCCUGGCGGCGUACAUCGCGUACCUGGUGCUGGGCGCGCUGCUGGUGGCGCGGCUGGAGCGGCCGCACGAAGCCCGGCUCCGAGCCGAGCUCCAGACGCUGCGCCAGCAGCUGCUGCGGCGCAGCCCGUGUGUGGCCGCCCCCGCCCUGGACGCCUUCGUGGAGCGGGUGCUGGCGGCCGGACGGCUGGGGCGCGCCGCGCUCGCCAACGCCUCGGGGUCCGCCAACGCCUCGGACCCCGCCUGGGACUUCGCCUCGGCGCUCUUCUUCGCCAGCACGCUGGUCACCACCGUGGGCUACGGGUACACGACGCCACUGACCGACGGGGGCAAGGCCUUCUCCAUCGCCUUCGCGCUGCUGGGCGUGCCGGCCACCAUGCUGCUGCUGACCGCCUCAGCCCAGCGCCUGUCGCUGCUGGUCACCCGCGCACCCCUGUCCUGGCUGAGCCGGCGCUGGGGCUGCCACCCCCGGCGGGCGGCCCGCUGGCACCUGGUGGUCCUGCUGGGGGUUGUGGUGACCGUCUGCUUCCUGGUGCCGGCUGCAGUCUUUGCCCACCUUGAAAAGGCCUGGAGCUUCCUGGACGCCUUCUACUUCUGCUUCAUCUCGCUGUCCACCAUCGGCCUGGGUGACUAUGUGCCCGGAGAGGCCCCCGGUCAGCCGUACCGCGCCCUCUACAAGGUGCUGGUAACAGUCUACCUCUUCCUGGGCCUGGUCGCCAUGGUGCUCGUGCUUCAGACUUUCCGCCGUGUGUCUGACCUUCAUGGCCUCACAGAGCUCAUCCUGCUGCCCAGGCCAUGCCCUGCCAGCUUCGACCAGGAUGAGGAUGAUCAGGUGGACAUUCUGGGCCCCCAGCCGGAGCCACGACAGCAACUCACUGCCGGCUCACACACUGACUACGCCUCCAUCCCCAGGUAGCUGGGGCAGGUGCCGCGAGGCUGUGAACCUGGCCUGCGGCUGAGGGCUCCACGGGACUGGAACUGACAAACUAGCACGUCCACAAGCACAUGCCGGUGUCCCUGAGGCCCUGCCUCCACGGUGCAUCCUCUGUCUUACGUGCCUGAGCACCGCUCAGACCCAGGAACCAGCAUUGCCUUGUUUCCUCUGCCCCUCCUCUCACCUCCCCCCGCACUCUGUGCUUCCCUGGCUUUCUCACCAUCUCUGUCUUUCCCUCUCACCAUCUGCUUGUUUCUCAGUCUUUUACUCAGGCCAGCUGCCUCUCUCACUUGGCCACUCAUCACCUACUGAUUCUCCCAAGCUCUGGGCUCACCUCUCAUUUCAGGUGCUAGAUUGGUCACUCCACCUUGGACAAGUGACCAGCCCUCUCUGAGACUUGAUCUCUUCAUCUGUGAAGUGGAAAGAAUACAUUCACUCAUUCAAAACUUCCUCCUCUGUGCCAGCCCAGGCUGAGCAGUGCUAGGGAAACAGCAGUGUUUGGGAUGGUCCAGGCCCUGCUCUCAUGGGGCCUGCUGUUCUAUAAAGUAGACAGACCUGUUCCCACACGACAGUCCCUAACAGGCAGGACUUCAGAGGGGGUGGGGUGGGGUGGGCAGAGUGGUCUGGGCUGCGGUGGAGGAAGCACAAGGAAUGUAUCCAAUCCAGCCUGGAAGAUCAGGGAGGGCUUCCUGGAGGAAGGGGCAACUGAACUCAGACCUGAAAUCUGAGGAGUAGUCCAGGGAAGAAGGUGUACCUGACUCAUUUUCCCCAAGUGUAUCCAGAGAGCAAGACACAUUUGGAGGCUCCUGGGGGAGGCCUGUGUGAUAGAAUCUUCUGCAGCAGCCUGGCAGGCAGGAAGCUGAGACGGGAUCCCAGCCUGGAUCCGAAUGAUAUAGGAAGCGCUGCUUUUAGUGAGACACCAUUGUAACAGCUGUUCCCGUUUACCAAGGACUAAUUACAUUACAUGCACUGGGCUCUGGAGCUAGCCUGCUUGGGCUCAAAUCCCAACUCGGCCAUGUCCUGCCUGUGUCCUUGGGCAAUCACUUUGCCUUUGUGAUUCCCGGUUUCCUCAUCAGUAAAAUGGCAGUAAUAAUAGUGACUUCAAAGGUGGUUUCACAGAGCCCGCCAUGUUAUUCUGUGAUGUUUUCUUUGGCCAGGCCCUGUUCUGGGUACUUUACAUAUGAGGAAGAUAAUGAUAUUAUCAGUCAACGUGAGCGUGUCCUCAAAUUUAGACCAUCUUGGGAACUUGGCUUCUUUCUUGAGGACAUUAGAGAGCCAUGGAAGGGUUUUGAGCAGGAGAGGGCCAUGAUUAGGUUUGGGUUUUAGCUGCUGUGUGGAGGGGGAGGCUGAGGCUGGGUGCCCAGGGGAGGCUGGGGCAGAAACAAAGCAGGAGACAAUAGGACUGGGUAGGGCCAAGGGGAGAGGAGGAGGGGGUGAGUCAAGGGAUGUUCAGAAGGCCAAGUGGACAGGCCAUCAGCCUUACAGACUUGGGAGGGAGAAGGCCAGGGAAAGGUCCGAGGAUGGUCAGCUGCCCCUGAGGUGGGGACCUGAGAGAAAGAACAGAUUUGAAGGGAGAUGCUGAGGCUUGUUUGGAACAUGGUGGCUGUGAAGAACUAAAGGGAUACCCAGAGAAGGUGUCAGGAGGUUACAGGACCCUUAGGGCAAAGGCUCAGGGGGUGGUUGAGGCUGGAGACAGAUGAGGAAACCAAGGCCAUGAAGGUGGGUAUGACAGCCCUGGGUGGGAAUGAAGAGAGAAGACCAGCCUUGAGAAAUCAGCCUUAGGGUAUUUAUAUACUUAUAUCAGUAAGGAAAGAUGUGGGCUGCAAGUAACAAAAUCCUGACUGGCACUAGCUGAAACAAUGAGAUGGUUGUAUAUUGUACGUCACCAGAGUUGGGGAGAGCUCCGGGCAUGAUACAAUCCACAGCUCCAAGAGGGUCUUGUGGCCCCAGGUUCCUUCUCUGCUCUGUUACCCUCAGCUGAAGGCUAGGUUCCCACAUGGGCUCUCCUCAUGGCCUCAAAGUAGCUGCCACGGGUCCAGGCGUCACAACCAGACAUGUUAAAUUUUAGUGCAAGAAGGGGGGAGGUGGGGUGGAGGCAUCUCUUCCCGUGGUACCUCUUUGGAAACCAGGAAACCUUUUCCCAGUGUCUUCCAGCAGACGUCCUUUUCCAUCUCAUUGGCCAAAACUGGCUCACAUGCACAUCUUGAACCAAUCAUUGGCCAGACUGAUGGCAUCACCAUGAUUAGCUUAGAUUCCCCAGGAUUCCCCCUGCUGCCCAGCGCUGAGUCUGGGGCUGAGGUUUUAGCUUGCAGGCUGGUGAAUACUUGAACAAAACUGGGCUUCAAUUAGAAAGGUAGAGAGUUGGGAGAAUGGUCAGACGUCAAUGAACUAAUCAGCCAAGGCAGUGAUGUACAAUUAUGCAGGCUGGGACCUACAUAAGGGAUGCCUGGCUGGCAGGGUGGAAACAAAUAGGGGCUGAAGUUCAAGGCUGAAUAUGCCCAAAAGGGAUUUCUUUUUCUAAUUAACGUAACAGCCCCAUAUGGUGAGCAGUGACCCUUCAACCAAUGCCCUCAUACCAGAGAGAAGAGCUUACAAAGGAGACAGAAAAGGAGUUCUAGAGAGGAGUAGGAAAACCAGGAGGGUGGGGCGUAUUGGUAAGAGAUGAGAGAAUUUUAAGGAGCGAGAAGGCAACAUUGUCGAAUGAUGCUAAGAAGUCACACAGAAUUGUUUUAAUAACAAUGACAGAGGGACUUCCCUGGUGGUGCAGUGGUUAAGAAUCCACUUGCUAAUGCAGGGGACACGGGUUCAAUCCCUGGUCGGGGAAGAUCCCACAUGCCGCAGAGCAACAAACCCCGUUAGUCACAACUACUGAACUUGCACUCUAGAGCCCAUGCUCCACGACAAGAGAAGCCACCACAAUGAGAAGUCUGCACCACAAUGAAGAGUAGCCCCCACUCUUUGCAACUAGAGAAAAGCCUGCGUGUAGCAACAAAAACCCAAUGCAGCCAAUAAAUAAAUAAAUUUUAAAAAAGAAUAAAAAAAAAA
Molecule: messenger RNA, 4104 nt
Organism: Hippopotamus amphibius kiboko
Lineage: Eukaryota; Metazoa; Chordata; Mammalia; Artiodactyla; Hippopotamidae
Gene: KCNK6
Product: potassium two pore domain channel subfamily K member 6
Exons: 3
Coding region: 100-1041 (313 amino acids)
Biological process (GO): potassium ion transmembrane transport; stabilization of membrane potential
Cellular component (GO): membrane
Molecular function (GO): potassium ion leak channel activity
Source: RefSeq, a predicted model, not a curated record